This is a messenger RNA of Aureobasidium subglaciale EXF-2481, 1437 nucleotides long. RefSeq lists its product as uncharacterized. The transcript is spliced from 3 exons. Bases 234 to 1322 code for a protein of 362 amino acids. Lineage: Eukaryota; Fungi; Ascomycota; Dothideomycetes; Dothideales; Saccotheciaceae. The record is from RefSeq and is a predicted model, not a curated record.
CUCGACCGUCUGUCUCAUUGCGUUUCUUUCACACAACUCCAUGCAGGGUCUCAUCUCCGUUUCCCUUCUUCGGUUCAACUAUAAAGACCUUCGCUCUCCUCCACACACCUAGGCGAUUCUCAUUCAAUCGACUCGAAUUUGCUAUCGUGUCUGGCAGAAAGUCCACCAAGGCGUCUAGAAACAGAACGAAGGCCGAUGCAGAUGAUCAGUCAAAUCCUCCACCCAACUCGAGUAUGGUUGACGCCAAAUCACCCGAUGUCAAGCCAAAGGCCAAAAUGCCUAGUAAAAACACCAAGACUAUCCCUUCUUCGAAAGCUCUCGGCAAGCAAGUAAUGGGUCGCUACAAUCCCGCCGUAGAUUCAGACACGGAAGAAAUCAUCGACGUCGCUCAACCUACUGGCACUGAGCCCAAUGCUUCUGCAAGCAAGAUAAGAAGCUCCAACAAUGACAAUGGAGAGCCCCUUGCCCCUGUUACCGAUGGCGAGGAUGUAUCCGCAGAACACUCAGACGGCAGUGCAAAAGCCGACUCCAGCAUCUUUCCCAUCAAGCCCAAGAUAUGUGUAAAGAAAGGCAAAGCUGCUGCAAAGAAAGACGAUACAACUCCUGCCCCUGAGGUUGAGCCAAAACUAAUGCACAGUUCAUCUGCAUACGUACAUGAUCGCCCAACUUGGUCCACAACACGUCAAGCACUCAAUUUUCCUGUUGUUGGACCAAACUCAACGCACAGUCCAUUCGUAUCGAGAUGCUUCCAGCCCCGAAUUGUUCCCAAGAAGAUUGAAGGGCCUACUGACCCUGCAAUCAAGCCCUCGAAGAGCACCCAAUACCCAUCGUCUCCUCAGACCGUCGCAGAUACCCUGCCAAAGAAGACCACAGCACCUCCUGCCCCUGAGGUUAAAUACUCUUCGAUCGAGAACCCAAUCCCUACCAAAAUUAGACCCUCCGAUCCCAGACACAAUCGCUUUCUCGGUCCUGUCAAUCAGAUCGUAUCCCGUGAUCGUGGUACGACUGAUGAAGACACCGCAAUGACUGAUUUCGACGGUCCUGUGCCAAGAAGAUCAGACACCAGAAAUCCCUAUGGUUACCCUGACCCAUCACGUUCGGUUCCUGUGGACGAGGAAGGUAAUCCUACGAGCUACUACUCACGUCUAGAUGGUGGUACUCAGACCUUGAAAUUCGUGGAGCAGGAAGGAUCUGACGGCAAUCCUUCUGGCUUGCGUGCUGAGAUGACAGAGGUGGAACGCGUCAAGCCCACUGCCACCUAUGCCUGUAAGAGCGACAAGCGAUGCAAGAAGAAGGAUUGCCCUAAGCAUGGCAAGAAGUAGAGGCCGACCACAAUUGGUCUCUCGAGGACGAGAAUAGGAGAUGAAAAUUGUUUCUGCAUCCAGAUAGCUUUGAAUGCUAGAGUGCGCCGGUGAGUGAGAGAGUGAUGGAGGGUCU